AUGGAUACCUUCUCUAUUUACGCGGUCUUUGACGGACAUGGUCAAAAGGGCCACGACGUCUCCCAGUUCGUGAAGGACAUGCUUCCAAAGAUUAUCUUGAAGGAUCCUCGGUCGAAAUCGCCGGAAGUUGGCUCCUGUCUCAUUGACUCCUUCAAGAAGGUUCAAAAGCUUGUCACAGCUGCAGACAAGAUGAAAACGCUGAGCGCGCAAAUGUCUGGCACUACUGCCACUGUGUGCUUCCUUGAUCAUCUACACGAGAAGCUGACCAUCGCCCAUGUGGCCGACAGCACCGCUGCGUUUGGCGUAAAGAAAGGCGGCCAGUGGAUCGGUACAUCCGUCACCAAAGACCACAAGCCCAACCUGAAGGGCGAGCGCGAGCGAAUCGAAAAAAAUGGUGGCAGGGUGGUCUUCGAUGGCUACGCUAACCACCGAGUUUAUGCCAGAAAUGCAAGAUAUCCGGGCCUGAACAUGUCACGGUGUCUUGGUGAUCUUGUUGGUCAUGAGCAGUGUGGGAUUACCUGCGAGCCCGAGAUCACUCCGGUGGAGCUCCAGAAGGGGGCAGAGCAGCUGUUGCUUGUUUGCAGCGACGGCGUGUGGGAGUUCAUCACUUCCCAAGAGGCCGUGGACCUCGUCAGCACGCGGCCUGCAGAACAUAGCGAGCAAGCAGCGGGGCUGCUGGCCAAAGAAGCUUGGGAUCGCUGGAUCCGUGAAGAGGGCGGCGCCGUGGUCGAUGACAUCACCGUCGGCUUGGUCCACAUUGCAAGGACUGCUGCCGCCGAAGCGGAGAUAUGCAAGCCCGUGCGAGCGCGUUCGACUCAGGAGGUCGGACAAAGUGCCGGAGAGAUGACAUGCUUGCCGUUUCACUGGGCGAUGCCCCAGGCCACUCUGUCAAAGAUGGUUUUCAGUUUGGCAUCCUUGGGGGCGGAAGGGGUGGCCGGACUCCAAAAGGAGACCUUGAGCAUCCUUGAGCAUUCUCGGGAGCCCUGGGCUUCAAGUCGUUAUUGGGGGGCACAUUCUGGCACGACAACAUGCGACGACAUAGUCUCUGGAGCUCCAAUGACUCCAAUGUCAGCCCGGGCGAGUGGCACCAAGGCCCACCAAGGGGCCCCUUGA
Molecule: messenger RNA, 1113 nt
Organism: Symbiodinium natans
Lineage: Eukaryota; Dinophyceae; Suessiales; Symbiodiniaceae
Source: the annotation of a GenBank genome assembly